CACAAAACCACGUUCCCACACCCAAUACACCUCUCUUCGCCUAACAAUCCCACACACCAUCAGACCGACGUGGAACACUCUUAAAAUGUCGCACGACUCCGUCUGGUACUCGCGCCCACGCACCUACGGCAAGGGCUCGCGGAGCUGUGUGGUCACCGGCGAGAAGAAGCACGCGGGUGUGAUCCGCAAGUACGGGCUCAACAUGAGCCGGCAGGCGUUCCGGGAGAAGGCGGCGGAUAUCGGGUUCGUCAAGGUGCGCUGGAGAGUUUCGAGCGAGGUGCGGAAGAGAACGCGCUGA
Messenger RNA from Paraphaeosphaeria sporulosa, 298 nucleotides. RefSeq lists its product as uncharacterized. Gene Ontology annotation, cellular component: ribosome; cytosolic small ribosomal subunit. Gene Ontology annotation, biological process: translation. The transcript is spliced from 2 exons. Gene Ontology annotation, molecular function: structural constituent of ribosome; zinc ion binding. NCBI's taxonomy places the organism in Eukaryota, Fungi, Ascomycota, Dothideomycetes, Pleosporales, Didymosphaeriaceae. The coding region runs from base 86 to 298 and encodes 70 amino acids. The record is from RefSeq and is a predicted model, not a curated record.